AUGUUCGCGGAGAUAAACCGGCGGACGCUCGCGUUCCGCGGCGGUGGCCUCGUCACCCCCGCGGCGGCCGCCUCGGCGGCGGGGGCCGAGGCCUGGGAGCGGCAGGACCCCGAGGCGCUGAACGGGCGCGGGGCGGACGAGGAGGCGGAGCUGGAGGGGCUGGAGGCCGAGGAGCUGGAGGCCACCGCCGCCGAGGAGAAGGAGCUGCUGCUGCCCCAGGACGCGGCGUCGCCCCCCGCCGCCUCCGGCCCCAUGUUCGCCGAGAGGAACCGCCGGACUCUGGCAUUCCGCGGCGGUGGGGGGCUCCUGGCCGCCCACCCCGCCGCCAACAAUGGCUGCGAGGCCGCGGCCUGGCCGCGGAAGCAUUUCAAUGGGCGGGGGGCGGACGAAGAGAUGGAGCUGGAGGGCGCGGAGGGACUGGAGACGGAGGGGCUGCUGGAGGGCAAGGAGCUGGUCCAGGACGGAGGUUCGCUGAGUGACAGCAGCGACGACGAGGAGGACGGCGAAGGGGGCAGCCUGGGCGACGGCAGCGGCGCCGAGGGCGGCAGCUGCAGUAGCAGCCGGCGGUCGGGGGGCGACGGAGGGGACGAGGCGGAGGGCAGCGGCGAGGGGGAGAGCAUCCGGCACUUCCCGCUGGCCAGGCCCAAGUCCCUACUGCAGAAGCUGCACAUCUCCUUCCAGGGCUCCUGGCUCAAGGAGUUCCCGUGGCUCUACUACUGCCAGGAGACUGGCCUCAUGUCCUGCGCCUGGUGCACCGCGGCCGCCGCCGCCGCUGCGCCCCCCGAGCUGAUCAUGUCCGGCGCACCCCUGCCUGGGGGGCACGACGAGCUCUGCAAGGGCACCCGCAACUACAAGCGCGCCCUGCUCCUGCGGCACCACCUCUCUGCCGAGCAUCGCCUCAACGAGCCCGGCAGCACCGAGCAGGAGGCAGAGUUACCAUCAGAACUGAAUAAUGAAGGAUACUGUGAUUUUAACAGCAGGCCAAAUGAGAACUCUUACUGCUAUCAGCUCCUGCAAGAGCUCAAUGAGCAGAGGAAGAAAGGCAUUCUUUGUGAUGUUAAUAUUGUGGUGAGUGGGAGGGUCUUCAGAGCUCACAAGAACAUCCUGGUUGCAGGCAGCCGAUUCUUUAAGACUCUAUAUUGCUUUACAAACAAAGAAAACCGUAACCAAACCACUGUUACCUAUUUAGAUGUUGUUGCUGUUCAAGGUUUUUCUGUCAUCUUGGACUUCUUGUAUUCUGGUAACCUCGUGCUUACGAGCCAAAACGCCAUUGAAGUGAUGUCGGUGGCCAGCUACCUUCAGAUGACAGAGGUUGUCCAGUCCUGCCGCAACUUCAUUAAAGAUGCCUUAAAUAUAAGUAUAAAAUCGGAAGCUCCAGAGACUGUUGUAGUGGAUUACAACAGAAGAUCUGUUAGUAGGGAUGGUUUAUCUCCAAGGGAUCAAAAAGUUGCCAGCUUCUGGGCAACACGAAACCUUACCAACUUGGCAAGUAGCAUAAAAACUGAGAAUGAUCCCUACCCCAUUGACGAGGGCCAAAUGGAAAGCUACCAAAUGAAUGACUGCAGUUGGGUCCAGGACAGCUCACCUGAAAUGGCUGAAAAUGAAUCUCAAGGUGAGGGUAAAGUUUUCGUGUGGAAUGACAUGGGUGCACAGGGACAAUCAGUUCAAGAACCUGGAAAAGCAAGAAGGAAAAACCAAACUGCAAAGAGAUUUAUUUAUAAUAUACCACCUAAUACUGAAGAGAACUCUGAAGAUUGCUCAGUAUUGCAACCGUCAGUCCCAUAUCCAGAAGAAGAUUUGUCAUUUAUUAAAGAAGAAGCAGCUACUUCAAGUGACUUCAAGUAUGGACUGUUGCCGGGUACUUCAAAUGACUUCAAGUACGGAUUGCUGCCGGGUACUUCAAAUGACUUCAAGUAUGGGCUGCUACCGGGUACUUCAAGUGAUUUUAAGUAUGGAUUGCUGCCAGAAUCUUGGCCAAAAGAAGCUUGGGAAAAUGGUGAUUCCUCUGCUUUAAUCAUGAAUAAGUUGAAGUGUCCACACUGUAAUUAUGUAGCCAAAUACAGAAGAACACUAAAGAGACACUUGCUCAUUCACACAGGCGUGAGAUCUUUCAGUUGUGACAUCUGUGGGAAGCUGUUUACACGAAGAGAGCAUGUAAAGAGACAUUCCUUGGUGCAUAAAAAGGAUAAAAAGUAUAAGUGUAUGGUGUGUAAGAAGAUUUUCAUGCUAGCAGCCAGCGUUGGAAUAAGACAUGGAUCACGACGUUACGGAGUUUGUGUAGACUGUGCAGAUAAAUCUCAGCCUGGAGGGCAAGAAGGAGCAGACCAGGUGCAGGACACAGAUUUCCCUAGGGAUGAAGAAUAUGAAGAAAAUGAAGUGGGAGAAGGCGAUGAGGAGCUCGGUGAUGAUGUAGAAGAACAGAAUGAUCAGUCUCGAUGGGAUGAAGGCGGGGAAGUUUGUAUGCCUUUAGAUGACUGA
Molecule: messenger RNA, 2478 nt
Organism: Cinclus cinclus
Lineage: Eukaryota; Metazoa; Chordata; Aves; Passeriformes; Cinclidae
Gene: ZBTB10
Product: zinc finger and BTB domain containing 10
Exons: 5
Coding region: 1-2478 (825 amino acids)
Biological process (GO): regulation of transcription by RNA polymerase II
Molecular function (GO): DNA-binding transcription factor activity, RNA polymerase II-specific; RNA polymerase II cis-regulatory region sequence-specific DNA binding; protein binding
Source: RefSeq, a predicted model, not a curated record